AUGCCAGAAGCGAUUGCCACCACCAAGCGCAAGUUUUACAAGGCCCUCGACGCGAUCACGAAUCCUUCGCAGUCUUCACUGAAGCAGUCUACAACGGCAUCCUCGACUGCCAACGAGGGCACUCCCAGCAACAAGCGAUCCUCCACAGUCGCCGCUGCCUUUGACGAGGCACGUGAGCGUGCACGAAAGAGAAUACGACAGAGUACAUCUACGACAUCACUUUCCACACUCGACCAACGCGCAGCCGUCAUCUCAAUACCUCGCUCGAAGACAACAAAGGAUACUCGACCACCACCAAACUUCGCACCAUGGUCACAAGAGAGCUUCUUGGCGCGAUUAAAGACUUUCAGCAGCGUUAGUCAAUGGCAUCCGAAGCCCGACGCCAUCAAUGAAGUGGAAUGGGCGAAGCGAGGAUGGGUAUGCGUAGAUCUGAAUACCGUGUCAUGCAAAGGAGGAUGUGGCAAGAGAGUAGUAGUGAGCCUGGAUAAGGAAAGAAAGGACACGCGCGGCAACGAUGCAGAGGGAGACGACGAAGACGAGGACAACGAUGAAGAGGCUGCGGCCUUCGAGCAGGCCCUUUCAGAACGCUAUCGCUCUCAGAUCAUGUCCGGCCACGCCUUGUCCUGCAUGUGGCAUAAAGCGGGUUGUAAAGACGACAUUUACCGUCUCCACAUCGUGCGGCCCUCGAUCUGGCAACCCGAACUACGAAAUCGUUGUCAAUCCCUCCGGAAUAUUCUUCCCUCUAUACAAAACAUCAAGACCCGACCACUCGAUGAUUCAAGCGACAAACUUCUCCGCGACCUCCCCAAGGACAUCCUCGGUAUCGACGCCACUCCCGACCCAAAAGCCUUUCAAAUCGCCCUCCACGGCUGGCGCGGAUCUUCCGAGUCCGGAACACAACUUCUCCACUGCGACGCGUGUUUCCAGCGGAUUGGACUGUGGAUGUACCAGCCAGACUACCAUUCCGGCCGGCCAAACUCCGCAGCCUCCCAUGCCGAUGUCGAGGUUGAAGUCGAAGAUGAAGAAGAAGAUCAAACGACCAUCGAUCUGGUCGAUAUGCAUCGCGAUCAUUGUCCCUGGCGGAGUGCCGACUCGCAAAGUGCAACGGGGAGUCUGGCUGGUUUAAACGCUGUUCAGAUUCUCCACCGCGUCGUGUCGACUUGCGCACGAGAUUUUCGGCGGAGAUCGGAGGAGCACACCAUGGUUAUCGAUGAUUCAUCGCAGAGGGAUGAAGAGGACGAUGAAAAUGUCGCACCAGUGGUGACAUCGAGGGAAGAGACUGAGAGGCAGGAUAAAGAGCGAGAGUCGAAGCUUAGGAAGCUGAAGAACUUGUUCAAUUUCCGGUCUAAGUCGAAGUUGGGAAAAGUAUCGCUAGGGAAUUCGGCGAUAGGGAAGACGGUAGGAUGA
Molecule: messenger RNA, 1407 nt
Organism: Zymoseptoria tritici IPO323
Lineage: Eukaryota; Fungi; Ascomycota; Dothideomycetes; Mycosphaerellales; Mycosphaerellaceae
Exons: 1
Coding region: 1-1407 (468 amino acids)
Cellular component (GO): nucleus
Molecular function (GO): zinc ion binding
Source: RefSeq, a predicted model, not a curated record